UACGAAGAAAAGAGUGUGGUUGAUGUAGUCUCUCAGCAUGCACCGUUGAAUCAGACUCAUUACAGUGCUGUUCAUUCUAUGAGACUCCAAAAUGUCUACCAAGUCAGAGCAGUUCUCGGCUAAAAUCCGUAACCUGACGGAUUACCAGAAUCGGAUCCUGCACAACAUUGCCCCCUUGCCAACAGGGACAGACAUUGCCAAUACUCUGAGGUACUUCAUACACACACUCAGAAGCAUCUUGAAAGAGGCGCCAGCUGACCUUGGGGACCUGAAGCAAUCUGCCAGGAGGCGACUGAAUCCCCGCUUGCCUCACUACCCAAGCCUGGACUAUCUCUGCCUGUAUGAGACCCUAGAUAGCCUUAUUGAGAUUGUACCCAGUGUACAGUAUGGCCAAUCAGAUCUUGGCCAGGCCAUUCAGCAGUUAUUCGGCUGCAUCCUGUGGUUCCUGGAGCCUGAGAUCGUGGACACCAUCCCCCACACCGUUGCCUCUACGCUGGCGAUAUUCCCCACGGCCCUGCAGAAAGAAACGGUGGAUCUGCUCUGCACCACCUUACUCCCAAUAUGUCUGUCUGAAGUUCAGUCCAUUGAGGGAGACACAUAUGCAGAAAUGUCAGUAUCUGCUGUCAUCAUGCUGGUUCUGCAGCACUGCAAGAACAAAGCUCACCAUGCUCAGCUCAUGGAAUGUAUUAUGACGUACAAGAAAGACAUAUUUAAAGACAUUCUGUGCACCAUAGCCUUUGGUCCUUCCUCGGCACGCGGUGCUGCAUCCAACCUCUUGUUCCACUACUGGCCGUCCCUCGUGCCAGCCAACGUAGAAGAUAGGGACUUCUCCUAUACAUGUUGGAAGCCGAUCAUGUGCCAGAGAUCCAACUGUCUAUCUCCUGUUAACAAUGCCGCUGUGAAGAUGUGCAUGGACCCAGUGAUAGCUGGCAAGUACAGCAAACACCCACCUCCACUGUAUCUCUGUCAAGUCUGCAGUGACUAUGUCAAUAGGGAGAUGAGUGACUGCAAGCCAUUCCUCAAUGUUCUUCAGCCCCAGGAGGUCGUCUCAAAGAUCUGUGAGAACAAGAACUGUUCGUCGCCCGACAAAACUGCCCUGUUCACCUGCUACUCCUCAGAGUGCACAGGCUACAAGGGGAACCGUCCCAUCCGCUACUGCACCAGCUGCAACACCUACAUCCACUCUGACAGAAAGGAACACAUCAUGCAAGAUUUCCCUCAGGACCCGCUGUCCUGUGACAAGGAGACCCAGAGUUACCUGUGUGAGGCAAUUAUCAGCCUUCUGAAGGAAGCCCACGUGGUGGAGAAGGAUCCCCUGAUGGCAGCCGCCGAGGCUGAGACCACCACAGACAACUACAGCCAGCCCUCAGAGAAUGAGGUGGUGGACCUGGAAGGGGUGGAGGGAGACUCGCGUCUGCUCAGCCGCUUUGGCUUGUGGCUGCUGAUUGAGAAGUGUAACCCCACCGAUCGGACUCCGGAUGAGGUUGUGGGUCGCUUGCUGAGCAUGGCCUUCCAGUGGUUUGGGUUCACUGCCACGCUGACGCAAGAUAGUGUUGCCUUAGAGAGUCUUAAAGCAGAUUAUGUAACCACCUGGCUGAUGAAGAUCCUGAAGAGUCAUUUCACUGUCUUUGUGUCCUGCCUGCUACCACUGCCACCAGACUAUGCCAGGGUUGGUGGGGACUAUGACAGUCUGUGCAGUAGGAUUACUGAGCUGCUGGGAGGCUUAAGAAAGGUCUUCAGUUUGACACCAUACAAUGCCAUCACCUUUGAGGUGUGGGACUACAUCAUGCCCCACUGGAUGGAGUGCAUCUGCAGUGACAUCCCUGAUGAGGAGCUGCCCCAGCUCCAGGACGUCCUGUGCCGCCUCUUUGACGUGGACAUGAGCCCCUUGCCCUUCUCCACCGAGAAGCUCUUCAACUUUGUCGCCUGCCGGUUCCGCGGGAUGGCCGCCAACGAUCAAGAGAAGGCCCUCUUGUGGCUUCAGAUUUUAACAGAGACAGACAUCGUCAUCCCGCUCAAGCUGCUACUGAGCAUCUUCAGUGAUGGCCUGACGUCCAUGUCCAAGAUCCAAGUGGCCAAGCAGAAGCUGAAGAACCAACAGCAGCAGGCCUCCAGCGAACCUUCUGAAGCCCCAGCCGACACGGCACAUCAACAACACCAACAACAACAGCCUUGUGAUGAAGUGACCAUUGAAGCACCGCCUGCUGAUCCACCGUCUGCUACUCCUCCCCCUGCUGCAGGACCUCCUACAGGAGGCCCCCCAGAGGGAGGGGUGGUGAUGGGAGGGGUACCCGUUGAACCUCCACACGUGACGAUCGAUCCCUCACCUGAUGACGGACCCAUGCAGGAACAGGAUGAGGAGCAGAUACUCAGAUGCUUUGUCCUGAUGCUUGAUAUGCUGGUCAUCCAGGUGGAUCUCCAGUAUCUGCCCUUUCACCAAGGCAUGGAGAACAGCCAGUCCAAGGACUUUGUCUCUCUACUGACCCAGACUCUCUCCAUGACCUGGCUGGACCCCCACCAGUGCACCAACCACCGCUCUGGCAAAUUCCAGCCCCACGGCCAGCAGCCCAGGGCCCUGGGGGCUUGCUCAACCUGUGAUCUCUGGGGUAUCUACUUCCAGCUCUCCCUCAAGCUGUUGGAGCACAUCUCGCCUGUCAGCGAGACCAAAGUCUGUGAUAUGCCAGAGGUUUCUGAGUACCAGUUUGAGAAGUUUCUAGAGGACGGACUAGCCAAGGCCAAAGCGCUGAACAAUGAUGUGAAAGGCAAGAAGAACCGAAUGGCUGAGAGAGGUUCCAGCAAACAGAAGAGGUUUACUAAGACCAAAGAUCCCGGCAAAGGAUUCUUGAGUGCUACAGAGAUGAAGCCAGUGGAGGUGUUUACGGCCGAGACGGUCAAGCUGCCAUCAGCCAAGGACUUGAAGGCAGAGAAGGAGAAGGCUGUCAAGAAGGCAACAGCUGGAGACAAGACUUCUAAGGGAAAGAAGGACGGUGAUAAUGGGUCACAGAAGGAAGCUCGCUUCAAACUGGAGGAGCUGCCCAAGUCAAUCCAGCUACUGUAUGUGCUGCUUAAGGAGGUACCCAGACAGAGAGACCCCGAUGUACUGCUGAACCUCUUCAACUGCAUCAAGAUACUGUGCCUGAAUGCGGAGUGUCUGCGCCAGGCGGCCAAAGAUCACGACGCGUUCCUGAAGUAUGCCCAGAAUAAACUGCUCAUCCCAAGCUUCUGGAACUUACUGAAAGGUGAGCUGAGCCAUGUGAACGAGCUCCUGGUGCCGCUGUUCCUUCACAGCCUGGCCCUGCCCCACGGAUCCGACGCCAUGUGGAACCUGCUGCAGCGGGAUGUGGAAAACGAGGACUGGAAGGCACGCUUCUGCGCCGUUGAGCGAGUGACGGCUCUCCUUCGGUUCGUGGAGAAGAAGUCCCUUGGUAACAACUCAGUGAUCAUGUGCUCCCUGGCCUGUGCCUUCAGCACCCUAGUGUCUGCCUCUGAUGAUAUCUGCCCGGCUGUCUCAUCCAGGGCUAUGAUCAUGCUGGAAACCGUCCCUAAAAAAGUCCUCAAGGUCCUGGUUGGAUGCCUGGAGUUCCAAUGGGACUGCGUAGUGGAGGACCGAGUCAUGAUCCUGAAUGCUCUGUACAAGCUGCAGCACUUCCUGCCAGACAUGAUGAUCUUAUCCUGGGAGUUCUUUAUGAAUCGUCUGGACACCUUGGCCCUGGAGGCACAGGUGGAGAUGGAACACAACAAGGAGUUCCCAUUCCCUAUUGAUCUGAGCCGCUCACAGGCCGGGGUGGUGGACCGGAUGGAUACCUUCCUCAACAAACAGACGCGGGCCCGGGUGGCCAGGUCCCAGUCUGAGAUGAACAGCUCCCUCAAGCCCAGGCGUCUGUCCUCGUUCAACAUGAAGACCAACUUCAAGCGCAGGAGCAUGUCCUCCCCGGCUACUGCCAACGGAUUCAGCCGAAUCUACUUUGCAUCAACGAAUCGUUCCACCUACAGUAGACUCUCUGAAUCCUCAGAGUCAGAGUCUGCAGGACCACUGGGAGAGUCGCUGUUUGAAAAUGGUCAUUUGCAGACAGUGCAGGAAGAGCAGCAACAGCCAGACAUGCCUACAUGUGCGCUGGACCUAUCUAGCCUGGACAAGGAGACCGUACACAAGCUGAUAUCACUCCUGAUGAAGUUCAUGACAAGAGACAGUAGUGCAGAUGAGGAACAGACAUCAGGCAGAGCCAUGAACUCUGUGAAGGGGAGAAAUAUGAUGCGUAAGAGUACAGUCCUCCGCCACCUCAGUGUGCUCAUGGGUUACAAUCAAGUAGAGAAAUGCUUCAUCCUGGCUCCUCAGCAGCUGAGAGAGUCGGCUGUCUUCUAUGCCUUCAUGGCAGGGGCACCGAAGAUGCUGGACCACAACGUCAAGGUGGGCAACGUUCUUCUGCCCAUGAUCAUGGAGCUCUUUGCCUACUGUCCCUCGCCCCAGAAGUCUCCCCAGGACAUGCAGCCCCAUGACUACACCCUGUGGUUCCUGGAGCCUCACUGCAGGCACUCCUGGCUCCUGUCGGUCCUCAUCAUACUCUACAAGUACAACUUUGACCAGCUGGAGCUAAAAGCUGAGGUGAAGUCUUUGAUGCGCAUCACCAUCAACACCCUGGAGGCCCAGAGACACCAGUGUAAGCCCAAACGCCCCGAGCCCCCCACCCCCGAGGACAUCUGGGGAGCCACUACAUCCCUGGAGAAGAAACGAUCAGAAUCCAGCCUGAUCCAAGCCAUGGGAGAGAAUGAAGAGCAAGAGAACGGUGAGGAGGUAUCAUCCAACGCCUCGGCCGGACCCUCAUCCCCUCUCCUCCCAGUGGCUCCUAGAGAGAUCCCAGCCGGCCUCCAUCAACAGGUGGAGUGUGAGCCCGAUAUGCUGUUUGUUCCCGAGGAAGAGGUGACUGCUCUGACCAUCAAGAAGUCCAACCUGAGCUUUGUAGCGUCGACCAUCGUGGAAGUGGAGGAGGAGAAUGAGGAGAGCGUGGAAGCCCUGGAGCCCCUGAACAAAGUAGAAGCCAUCCCAGCCAAGGCGCUGAUGGUCAGCAAGGAAGAACCCGUCAGCGCUCAAGCCGUACCCAGGGUUGUGACCGAGAUGGCCAAGGUGGAACGCCAGGCCCUGGAGCCCACCCUCAUGUCCGCCAAGGUAGAAUCCUUCUUCUCCCCGUUCGAGAAGAGCAAACUCCAGCCCCGCUUCCGCUCCAAGAAGCAACGCAAAAUGGGCGUGGCCACCAUCUCCUCCAACGCUCUGUCCCAACGCAUCGACAACAAACUGGGCGGAGGGGGAGGCGGGGGAAAGCAGGGGGAUCUGAACCUUGACCUGUCGGCGGCAGGAGGAGGCGUCAACGCCGGCAUCACCAAAGGAGGGAUGACCAGGAAGAGCAAGGAGAAGGGCAAGAAGCGGUCUCAGAAGCUGAAGGACCAAGCCCAGAAGACGCCCGAGAAAAACAGCAGUGUGUACUCGGCGGCUAAACGCUAUCAUGAAGAUAAGAACUUCAUGGCUUUAACCAGAUGCACUGAUUGUGGUGUGUUACUGGAGGAGUAUGAUGAUGACACUGUGUCGCUGGCCAUCGUUGUGCUGUCUACGCUUGUCCACAGAGACCCUGAGUUAGCUGCUCCUCUUCUUCUGGAGAUGCUGCAAGUGGUUGCAAGAAUUGCAAGUGGAAUAUUCUCUCCAUGGCAAGCAGAAAGUAUUGGAAGUCCCCCUGGCCAUUGUUGCACCGUCGCCAAGCAGUUCCUGCGCUGCACCUUGCAUCAACUUGCUCCCAACGGAGUCUUUCCCCAGCUCUUCCUCAGCAAGAUUGAAGAUGGAGACUUUCUGAAGACCAUGGCUGUAGCUCUGACUGAUUUCAGUGACCUGUCUCCCAUGGAUGCUGUCAGUUUCCUUCUAGAGGGUCUGAAUGAGAAGAAGACCUUACCCUCGCUGCGUAUCCUGCUCGUACUGAUGAACCUGGCCGAGUACAUGGAGAACCUGCCUCUAGAGGGCAGCACGGCCUGGGGCAACCUCAUCCCUCUCUUUGAGACGUUCUUCAGGAAGCUGGUCUUUGCCAUGCCCGAAAACUGUGACACCAACGACCUGUUCCGCAUCAUGACGGUGAUCUUGAAAAGCCCUGCUACCAAGACCCUGGGCACUCUCCUGGACCCCAUGACUAAACUCAUCGGCUUCGUCCUGCAGAAGUGCCACUUCAAGCUCAAACUGCUCAUUGAAAUCUGCUCCCUCUGCAAUCGCAUCUUUGUCAAGGAGCGUGAGCGCCAAUCCCUGGCCCGUUGCAUCGUCAUGGAGUUUGUCAGCGCCCUCAAGUUCAAGUCCUCCCUGCCGGACAUCAACCUGAUCCAGCUGGUGCAGUUCAUCUGCCUGGAUGCUGGCGGUAAGAUGAGUGACUUUGGCAACCUUGUAGGAGACGCAGACAUCUCAGAGGCCUGCAUCGCCGAGCUGUCCUCCUCUGGACUCACCGUGGACUGUAUGAAGCAGUACUUGAACGACGCCAUCGAAUAUGUCGGGGAUCUACACACGCUGACUAAAGUCAAGGAUAAGAUGAAAGGAGGCUCUCAUCAGAACCUUAACGAGGACACUCUAGGUAGCCAGCUGAAGGCAGGCGUUGCCCAGAUCAUAGCCUUGGAGUUUACCCGCAGCAGUCAGCGGGACGCCUCUAAGGCUGUCAACCGUUACCUACCCUGGCUGUACCACCCGCCGUCUGCUGUCCAACAGGGACCCAAGGAAUUCAUUGACUGCAUCGCCCACGUGCGUCUGCUGUCCUGGCUCUUGCUUGGUUCCCUGACUCACGCCGCUGUCUGUCCCAUCAAUUCAUCGGUAACCGGCAUCGUCUGCCAUCCUAUCCCACUAGAGGCCGGUAACCACAUCGCCGAUCACGUACAGGUUAUUCUGGCUGGCUUUGCGGAGCAAUCCAAGGCCUCGGUUCUGCACAUGUCAUCCCUCUUCCAUGCCUUCAUUCUCUGCCAGUUAUGGACCAUGUACUGUGAGCAGAUGGCUUCAAUCAACGCACCGCAGAGUGACCAGCACAACACCGCUAUGAUGAGUGUCAUGGACUUCUGGGGUCGCGUCACGCCCGGUGUGCUGCAGCUACUCUCACAUUCAAAAGUGCUGGCAGACAUGGUCAACUUACACUUCUUAAGUUUAAUGGAAGCAUUGCAGGAAUGCAACUCCUCUGUGCUGACCAAGCUUUUCCCAAUGUGGGCAUCUAUCCUUUUCAGCUAUCCCUCCAAGCUUCCAGGCAGCCUGCAGGUGCGACUGCAGAACUGUGAGAACUGGGCCCCACCAAGUCUGACCAAAGGGGAGGUCACCACCUACCAUUCCUCUGUGCUGCUGAAGUGGCUGAAGAGACUGCAGUUCAAGAUGGGGCAGAUAGAGAUACAGUCCUCUGCGGCCGCACAAUUCUACACUGUCUAAACAUAGUUACGGCUAAGGUAUUUGAGCUGAGUAAUGGAUAUUUGUGACCUGUCUGUCAUCACAAAAUGAGCAUAAAGUCAGAAAUUGCAGUAGAGUGGAGCAAACCAACAUUUGAAGGGGUGUUUGAUAUUUGUUUUUCGGUGGACCUUAAUCUGUAAUUUUGUUCUAUCAGACAAACCCAUUUUCAUUGCGUUUAUAUGUCUGUGGGCCAGACUGUAUGUUACAGAAUGCGCACGCAGUGUCUGGCAAGUUGUUAUGCUUUUAUGAGAUGAUCACCAUGGUCAUUCAUAGCCACUUCCUGGCGUGUUCUGCCUUCACAUCUUUAUUCGAUGCACACAGAAGAAAUUGCUGUUACAACAGGCCUGGAGGUUCUUGAAUUCUUCCUGUCUGUCCAUACUACCAGCCUAUGUGGCUGCCCCGACGUAGAACAGGCGGCGGUGGAUUAAGCACUUUGGUCCCGGGAACCCUCUCUCUCUAGCUGCAUAGCUGUCGGCACUUCAGGUCUUUCCACUUACUCCCAACUUCCUAACAUUUAAUACAUGUGCUAGUGCUAUCGGUGCAAAAUUCUGCAGUGCUAAAACGUGAAAGGAGUAGGAACGCAGUAAUACCAGACUGGUGUGGUUUUUUUUCUUUUCGUUUUUUUUGUAAAGUAAAACGUGGACAUUCCGCAAAACGCUGAUGCAAGAAAAAGUUUCAUGCCAGUAUAACGGAGAAACACACUUUCAGUUUUGUUUGUGGAACUUUUGGGGAGUGUGGCCUAGUGGUUAGGGAGAAUAUUCUGUCGUUUCAGGUCAAGGAAACUGGAGCUAAACGCCAGCCUGAUGGGCCAUAUUUGGCUUGUGACAGACUUUUUACCUAAAAUGCGUUAUUCUGUGGAAUCCUUACCCUGAAUUUUUAAAUGGCUGAAACGUAAGGGUCCAACUUUAGAGAACUAUAUUAUCAAGUUAAAUGAGCUGUGAUGGGAGUCUACAAUGACAUGAUUUGAUGUUUUUUUAAAGUGCAGAUAUUACAUAUCUGGUGCCAUAUAUUCUUAAAAUGUAUACUGUAAAUUUUCUGAACAAAUAUUGUAGUCCACAUCAAUGAGUAUCAUACUUAAUUACCAUUG
This is a messenger RNA of Patiria miniata (bat star), 8531 nucleotides long. It is a transcript of the gene unc79, whose product is annotated as protein unc-79 homolog. The transcript is spliced from 51 exons. Lineage: Eukaryota; Metazoa; Echinodermata; Asteroidea; Valvatida; Asterinidae. Bases 92 to 7426 code for a protein of 2444 amino acids. Gene Ontology annotation, molecular function: protein binding. The record is from RefSeq and is a predicted model, not a curated record.